UAUUUUCCUUUUUUAAUUUCUUAGUAUCGACGUAAUUUUGAUCUAAUUUCGUAUUUUAAUUGUGUCUUCUAGUCCCUUGUAGCCCGUGAGACGCCACAAGAAACCGUCACGAGGAAUUUGAAUCGACCGGUUCAUGAGUUUCCCUCGAGUUGAAUCAAAACCAUGGAUACAAAAAUUUAUUGUUAAGUUACAACAUUAAUUAUCAUACAAGAGAAUUUGAGCUUUUCGCUGGUUCGUUUACAUAUUAUCUUUCUUGGAGAUAUUUUUUCUUGAAGGUCCAACAAAAGUGGUUGUAAUUUUUUUGGGGAUUUUCAAUCAAAGGUGUGGUGGUGAUUGUGGUAAAGAGGAGAAAAGAACAAAAAAAAACGAAAGAGAGAAAAGAACAUAAUGGAAAUAAUCAAGAAACCAACCAUUUUGUGUAGUAAUUAUGAAGUUUUGAACAUAUUGAAGGAGGUAAAGGAGAGUAAAAAACAUAAGGAUCAGAAAAACUUGGCCACGGUGACAUAUGAGGCGCUUAAAUAUUUGGAGGAGACCAAUGUUUGUGUCUAUCAAAGUGAGGAUACAAUAAGAGCUUUUUUACUUGCUAUCAAAGCAAAAGGUAUACGACUUACUAAAGCCGAGAAAUUACAGUUAAUUAACAAUCGACCGGCUACUUUGGUAGAACUUCAAUUAUUAAUUGAGGAAAAUGAGGAGCGAUUCAGUGAAGAAGCGCUUAACUUGAUUCUGAACUUGGUUCAAGAGUAUCUUCCAGGAGAUCCUAAUCAAGAGACAGCUGAGAUGCCAAGUGAUGAUGAAGAGGAACAAAAUGGAGGAGGAGGAGUAGGAGGAGAAGGUGAAGAGGAGGAGGAGGAUGAUGACGAUGACGAUGAUGAUGAUGAUGAUGAUGAUCAUGUUGAACAAGAGAAGGAGGGUGGUGAUCAUGUGGUAAAGGUGAAACAGGAGGUGGAAGACGAAGAGGAUAAAGAAAUUCCUAUGGAUUCAAGUUGAUUGGUUUUCUGUCUUAUGGAUUGCUAAAUGAUGAGAUUAAUGUACAAUGAUAUAAAAAAAAUUGUAUAAUAUCAUCUUACUUGUUGCACAUAAUGAUUGCUUUUGUUAAGAUUUUUUUUUGUCAAAAUGUUUUAUAAAUAGAAUAAAAAAAAGUUAUCAAACCCCUUUUUU
Messenger RNA from Panonychus citri (citrus red mite), 1158 nucleotides. RefSeq names its product DNA-directed RNA polymerase III subunit RPC9-like. NCBI's taxonomy places the organism in Eukaryota, Metazoa, Arthropoda, Arachnida, Trombidiformes, Tetranychidae. Gene Ontology annotation, cellular component: RNA polymerase III complex. Gene Ontology annotation, molecular function: nucleotide binding. The record is from RefSeq and is a predicted model, not a curated record. The coding region runs from base 388 to 987 and encodes 199 amino acids. The transcript is spliced from 2 exons. Gene Ontology annotation, biological process: transcription initiation at RNA polymerase III promoter.